CGUUCGACCCGAUGGCCGUCGCGUUUGUCAGGUGUCGUCGUCGUCGUCGUCGUCUUCGUCGUCGCCGUCGUCGUCGCGGCGGUUCACAGGCGGAAGUCCGUCCCGACGUUGUUCCCGGUUGUUGAUCGACCGGAAMGACAACAAGGCGGCAUGCGGGAGAACAACAGCGGCACCGACGGCAGCGGCGGAGACGAUCGUACAACGUCAUCGUCGUUUACGGUCAUCGACGACGACCAUCACGACCGCCGGGGCCGUCGCCGCCACCGCGACCACCGCGACCACCGCGAUUACCACGGUCACCGAGUUGACCACGGUGACCGCGAUAGCCGAGACCACGGCCUGCAGGACCGCCGGGAUCAGGAUCCGCGACAGUUUGCCCGGACCCUAGACUCGAAGCUCAAAAAGCUGCAGCAGCGACACUCCGGCGACGGCGCCAAGCACGCAUCCAGGAAACCCGUUUUCGUGACCACUGUGAAAACGGGAAUUUUCCUGGAUCCGCCGCCUGAUCUGGCCGCACUGCUCGGGCUCGACGACCGUUCGUCUCAGUCCGGCGUCGACUCGGACCGAUACUACUCGUACUCGAGCAAGCCGCGCGUCCUCCACGACAGACAAAACCAACGGUGCACCGUCUCCUCCUACUCGUCCCGGAAGACUGACGGAAAACCCGAUAUGUGCAAACAAAUGGGUUACACGAACAUCAUGCACGACAAACGAGUGGUCAGAGGCAGUAAUUUUGCGAAAAAAUCGUUCCGCCCAAAGUGGAACCCAUAUUUUGGCUAUGCUAAACAAUUGUCGUCGGAGUKGGGUAAAGAKUCAUCAACGGCACGGGAAGMGGAAGCUCGUCGACGGGCCAUGGCCAGGAAAAAAGCCAUAGACUAUCAAACCAGAGCGUUGAGAUUUCACCUGGGAGCGCCGAAAAUUCCUAGAGGUCGACAGAACGUGGACAUCCAAACCGAUGUACAUCUAGAAGAACUGUACGAUUAUCCGGUGUCGCAAACGUUCGGGGCGCAGACUGAAUUCGACCAAGAAMUGUCAACGAACACGGUAACUGGGACGCCUGCCGGCACUGACGCGUCUACCCAAGUAGACGAAAAAGACUUAUUCGACUUCGACACCGAAGUGACGCCGAUAGCGGAGGCUCUGAUCGCCGACGUGUUCCGACAAGCCAUGCGCGAAGUGUUGUUCGAAGACGAGCUGGAAACGAGGGCCAGGCAACAAAAAGCGUUGUGCAUGCGGCGCACCAUCGAGGAGAUCGAAAAGCAAAGACUGCAGUACGAAGACGAAAGGCUGAAUAAAGUUAUCGCUGAACACACUCAAAUGUUUGAUAAAGGGGAGAAAAAUGAAAAAGAACGAAUCUCUUCAAUGAUGACUUCGGGCCGUGUGACUGAUUUGUUGCCCAAAGUACUUGACGAUCUGAGUAAAAAAGGACUCGCCACAUAUGCGACCACUAAUAAAUUAGAAAGUCCGGAAUUCGUGCAAUGGCUGACGAAAGAACUGCAAGCUGAUAAAACGAAACACAUCGAGAGCGACGACAUUUUGAAAAGUAUGAUCCAUGAUUUAGUAAGGCGUCGUUUGGACUCGUACAACGAGAUUACUGACGUGAAGGACAUUGAACGACCCGAAGAGCUAUUUAAAGAAAUUGAAUCGAUAGCGUUAGAAACCGACAAAAAGAUUGAAUCGGUUACUAAGGAUAGCUAAAGAUUAGUUGAGAAGAAAAAGAAAUUUUCUUAAAGUUUUCCCCAUUUCAACCGGCACAGAAUGUAUUUUGACAUACRUCGAUAGGUGUUUUACAACAGGUGUCUACGUAUAAAAAAUAAAAAAUUUAAUAUAAUCGUACAUGGAAACAAAAUUAAAAGUUACGACAAAGAUUUGCCUUAAAUAUUAUUAUGAGACGGAGAAACACAGAAAAUUAAGAUACACUCUGUGAACCCGUAUAAAAUAUGUACUUGAAAACUUGCUCGAAGUCACGAGUAAAAUUAUAUUUCUCGUUGUUAAAUUAAAUCAUAAUAAAUCUUAAGUCACCAAGUCAGGGGAAACUAGUUUCAACAUCAUAAAAUCCGAAAAUCCGAAAAUCCGAAAAUCGUAUGUGUACCUACUUGAGUUCUUAGAAAAAAUAACAUUUUUUUUUUUAACAGUCUAAAAUCCAAAAUAAUUGUAUUUUAUCCCAAAAUUACCUAUAGAUAAUAUAAAGACAAUAUUAUGCAUAUAUUUGUCUUCACAACAGUUCAUAAUAGUUUCAAUUACAAUGCAAAAAAUAAAAUACAAUACCUAUCUAAUUGGUWUUUAUCCCGCUUCCCGAUUUAAAAAAAAAAAUUUUAAAAAUACCCAAUUAAAAAAACCCCUGGAGAACCUUCAGUGUGAACACAUUUAUAACACCUAUAUAUGUACCUAAGUAAUUAAACUAGAUAUAGAUAGCAAAAAUAUUUUGAAUCGAACGAGAAGUGUAUGAAAUUUCGCAGAAAAUAUUUUUGAAUGUUAAAAUAUAUUCGUUGUUGUGUAGUUUUAGAAAAAAAAACAUUCUAUUAAUAGAUGAACACCGAUACGACGAGCUUCAAUCAAAAAACAAUGUGUCGUUAUAAUAAUAUUAUAUAAUAGAUUGAAAAAAGAUAACGUACCUACGCCUAAAUAUAUUAUAUUGUAUUAUGUGAUUAAUUAUUAUUAAAUAUYAUACCAUGCAA
Molecule: messenger RNA, 2678 nt
Organism: Diuraphis noxia (Russian wheat aphid)
Lineage: Eukaryota; Metazoa; Arthropoda; Insecta; Hemiptera; Aphididae
Product: Radial spoke head protein 3
Cellular component (GO): cilium
Source: RefSeq, a predicted model, not a curated record